AUGGCGGGCGGCGAGGCGGAGGUGGCGCGGCGCAUCGACCCGGCGCGGGAGCCGGGGCUGAGCGCCGAGCAGCGGCGCCUCAUGGAGCGCGUGGAGCGCGCCCAGCGCCAGCGCGCCCUGCAGCGCCGCCUCCGCGGCCGCAACGCGCUGCUGGGCCUCAGCAUCGGCGCCCUCGUGAUGGGCAUCUACGGCUACACCUUCUACUCGGUGUCGCAGGAGCGGUUCCUGGACGAGCUGGAGCAGGAGGCGGAGCGGGCGCGGGCCUGGGCGCGGGAGCGGCGCGACGCGAGCUGAGCCCCGUCCCGCGCCUGGAGCGGAACCGGAACCGGAGC
Nothoprocta perdicaria is the source of this 332-nucleotide messenger RNA. Its product is annotated as cytochrome c oxidase assembly factor 3 homolog, mitochondrial. Gene Ontology annotation, cellular component: mitochondrial inner membrane. Gene Ontology annotation, biological process: mitochondrial respiratory chain complex IV assembly. The transcript has 2 exons. The record is from RefSeq and is a predicted model, not a curated record. Lineage: Eukaryota; Metazoa; Chordata; Aves; Tinamiformes; Tinamidae. The coding region runs from base 1 to 294 and encodes 97 amino acids.